AUGGAUUUAAUGGAUGCUAUCAAAUUUCACGCUUCUGAUCUCCACGUUGAUCGACUUUCGAAUCUGCAAGAUUUCGAGAAGAUGAUUGGGGAAGUUGAGGAGGUGAAUAAAAUGCAAAAGCUUCAUAUCGAAGAAUAUGACAUUGAGAAUCAGGGUUGGGGUCCAAAGCGUGACUUUUGUCGUGAAUCUUCCUGUGGACAUGGGCACAUUGUGUACAGGAAUAGGUGUGCCUCUUCCUCAAUGGCGUCGAUUCCAUUCAGUGUGUCGCUUGAGUUCCAUACGAUUCGCGAUGACACUCAGAUUUUCGCGAUUGAAUUCGAUGACAAGAAUCUGUUCUAUAUUCUGGCAGCGGAACUACAA
Mesorhabditis belari is the source of this 360-nucleotide messenger RNA. Lineage: Eukaryota; Metazoa; Nematoda; Chromadorea; Rhabditida; Rhabditidae. The record is from the annotation of a GenBank genome assembly.